ACCUGCGUCCGCUUUUCAUGGCACAGAAGAGAAUGAUUACCAUGCAAACUAAGACUCUGUUCCAUAUACCGAAAAUGGCAGUUCAUUCUAGGGGAUAUAACCACACUGUUGGGGAUAUUUCACAUUACGAUUCUCUUGAUAUGAGUCAGUAUAUUAUUCAUGCAGAGACUUGUGAAGAGCUCGCAUAUGUGUUCAAUAAGUAUCCCGAAGAGCUUGCUCAUCAGCAUAUCGCAAAUGCAUUCUUGAAAAUUGGUGGUUAUAACUAUGACAGAGGUGAUGAAUUCUUUGAAGUUAUCCUUCCAAGAGUCAAAGAACAACUAAAAGUUUAUGAUAGGCACUGUAUCAGAUCUGUGUUCAAGAUCAUAAAAGGUGCUGCAGGAAUGAGGCUUCAGGACAACGAGUUCUGGGAACUCGUUGAAGAGAAGCUCAUUGACGACAGACUUUUUAGAUACCUGACACUAGACGAGACUUGUUCCCUUGUUGAUCUGUUAGGGCUAGUGCAGAGAGGUUCUGAUGAGCUGAUCGAGCUAUGCGAAAAAUAUAUUAUUAAGCACAGAAAAUCACUCAUUCCUAAGAAUAUCAGAGAGGCAGCGAAGGGAUUUAAGAAGUUGAAUAAAGGAAGUGCGGUGCUGUUUGAAGUUUUGCAGGAUCCAACCAGAGGACUCAAGCAGAUCAAUGAGUAAUAAUGAGACUUUAUGACAAAUUUCAAUUGAAUCAUAA
Messenger RNA from Moneuplotes crassus, 720 nucleotides. Lineage: Eukaryota; Ciliophora; Spirotrichea; Euplotida; Euplotidae. The record is from the annotation of a GenBank genome assembly.